GAGAGAGACUAUCACUAUGAAAGCAUUUAAAGAGAGAAUGGUCUUUUGGGGUAGUAUAUAAUAUAAGCCUAUAUCAAUGGUAGAGCUCAAGAAAAAGUGGAGCCCUGUCUUUAUUAGACAAAUUAAAAAAUGUUAAAAAUAAAAGAGUCCCAAGAAGCCAUAAUAAGCCACAUAGCCUAAAACCCUUAUAAAUUUCUCAUCAGUAACUCAAAUCUCACCUCACAGUUCAUUUCUUUCUCUCUUUUUAUUGUUGUUGUUUUUGUUGUUGUCAUAUAUCUCCUUUGUUUUUAGUGUGUGCUAGUAAAACAACCAAAGCGAGCAACAAUGGUGACCAAGAAACCAAGCAUUGUGAUAAUUGGAGCAGGAAUGGCUGGCCUUACUGCUGCCAACAAGCUCUACACUGCCACUGGCUUUAAGGACUCGUUUGAGCUGUGUGUUGUGGAAGGUGGGACAAGAAUUGGUGGCAGAAUUAACACUUCUGAGUUUGGUGGUGACCGUAUUGAGAUGGGUGCAACUUGGAUCCAUGGCAUUGGAGGCAGCCCAGUUCACAAAAUUGCUCAAGAAAUCCAUGCACUAGAGUCUGACCAGCCAUGGGAGUGCAUGGAUGGGGUCUCUGAAGAGCCAAGUCAGCCUACCACGAUUGCUGAAGGAGGGUUUCAGCUUAAUCCAUCUGUAGUCGACCCUGUGACUACCCUCUUCAAGAAGCUGAUGGCUUAUGCUCAAGGCAAGCUGGUUGGAGACAGUGCUGCAGGCUGUGAAGAAAUUGACUACCAUACUAAGCUUGCAGCUAAGGCUUUAAAAGUUUCUUCUACAAGCAAUGGUGGUCAAGAAAAGCUCAGUGUCGGUUCUUUUCUAAGACAAGGCCUUGAUGCUUAUUGGGUUUCUAAGAAAGACCAAGAAGAGCUCAAAGGGUAUGGUAACUGGAGCAGAAAGUUGCUACAAGAUGGAAUCUUUGCAAUGCAUGAGAAUACCCAGAGGACUUAUACUUCAGCUGGUGAUCUUUUAACUCUAGAUUAUAGUGCAGAAAGUGAGUACCGUAUGUUUCCUGGUGACGAAAUCACCAUUGCUAAAGGCUACUUGAGCAUAAUUGAAUCACUAGCUUCUGUUCUACCACCUGGUUUAGUCCAAUUAGGCCGAAAGGUCACAAGAAUUGAAUGGCAGCCUGAAGGUGAUGAAGUAUCAGGCAUGGAAAAUGGAAGUGCUACUGCUACUAGGCCUGUGAAGCUACAUUUCUGUGAUGGGUCAAAUAUGUUGGCUGAUCAUGUUAUUGUAACGGUUUCAUUGGGUGUACUUAAAGCUGGAAUUCGUGAAGAUUCAGGUAUGUUCAAUCCUCCCCUGCCUUCAUUUAAGUCAGAGGCAAUCUCAAGGCUUGGUUAUGGUGUUGUCAAUAAGUUGUUUCUGCAAGUGGAAGGCAAUGAUUGCAACAACUUCCCAUAUCUCCAAAUGGUUUUCCAUCGACCAGACUCAGAAUUCAGGCAUAAGAAAAUACCAUGGUGGAUGAGGAGGACAGCUUCUCUGUGUCCAAUUUAUAGCAAUUCAAGUGUCCUGCUAUCUUGGUUUGCAGGGAAAGAAGCAUUAGAGCUUGAAUCACUUCAAGAUGAAGAGAUAAUUAAUGGGGUUUCAACAACAAUCUCUAGCUUUCUACCACAACCCCACAAGCUAGUGAACUCUAACUCCCAUGAGUUGUGCAAUGGGACUGCCAAUAAAGUGGGGAACUCUCAUGGAAGUGAAGUGAAAGUCACAAAGAUAUUGAAGAGCAAAUGGGCUACUGAUCCUUUAUUUUUGGGGUCUUACAGUUAUGUUGCGUUUGGGUCAAGUGGUGAUGAUUUGGAUAAAAUGGCUGAGCCAUUGCCAAAACUUAGUACUUGUAAGUCUGCCGGUUCCCCUCCACUUCAAAUUCUGUUUGCAGGGGAAGCAACACACAGAACCCACUAUUCUACAACUCAUGGAGCUUACUUUAGUGGUCUUAGGGAAGCCAUUAGGCUUCUUCAACAUUAUCAAUGUAUUGGAGUCUAAGACACUAAUUAGUACUUUUUAAUUUUUAAUGAACAUUUGUUUCUAUGAUAUCAUUCUCAUUUUCAACUAAAGCAUCUUUCUCUUUCUUUAGUGAGUCAGUGUGGGAGGAAAGGAAAAGAUAUUAUGAGGGGUGAAAGAGAGAGAGGGAGAGAGGAGGGAACAUAUUUAGAUGUACUGCAAGAAUUAAAGAACUUUCUUUCAUUUUUCUGUUGC
Molecule: messenger RNA, 2229 nt
Organism: Quercus lobata
Lineage: Eukaryota; Viridiplantae; Streptophyta; Magnoliopsida; Fagales; Fagaceae
Product: probable polyamine oxidase 5
Exons: 1
Coding region: 325-2016 (563 amino acids)
Molecular function (GO): polyamine oxidase activity
Source: RefSeq, a predicted model, not a curated record